Molecule: messenger RNA, 822 nt
Organism: Camelina sativa (false flax)
Lineage: Eukaryota; Viridiplantae; Streptophyta; Magnoliopsida; Brassicales; Brassicaceae
Product: EID1-like F-box protein 3
Source: RefSeq, a predicted model, not a curated record
AUGCUUCUAGAGGCUAGAUUCUCCGUCGUCCAGAUGAACACGAAUAGACGGUUGAGAUCAAACCAACCGAGUCGAUUGUCCAGCUCGGGUGAGUCAGGUAUAGAGAACGAGCGAGUCUUGGUUCUCGUCUUCGAAUCCAUCAGCUGGGACAUCCACAUGCUAUGCGCGGUCGCCUCACUCAGCCGCAGGUUUUGCGCAAUCGCCAGACGAAUUCUAUGGCGGCGGCUCUGCGUGAACCGUGCUCCGGGGAUGGUGGCGGCAUUGUCCGGCGCAGAUCCCAGCUGGCGAAUCGACGGCGGAUGGCACGCGUUAGCCAAGCUCAUGUUCUUCUGCGGCGGUGGCGAGUCGACCCUGUAUUUCAAUCUGAGUCAACCGUCGCUAGGUCACUUCGCCUGCGAGUCCAGAUUCUCCAAGACCUCCGGCAGAUUCUUCCUGCCUAAGAAUUGCCGGCGUGAAUGCUUAUACAUAAGCGAUCCCUGCGCGCAUCACGCGGUGGGUGGAGACGAACACUUAGGGGUCUUUAGAGGGGUGUUUAGGGAAUUUAUGAGGUCAAAGACGAGGGAGUGUCUCGUGAGAAGACAGGCGGCGCUGGAGGAGAAGUUCAGGUGUCCGUAUUGCGGAGGGCGCAUGUGGAGCAUGACGGCGGCGCGUCUAGUACCGAAGAGUGCAGCGCGGAGGCUGGGAUCACGGGAAGGUGGGUUAGAGUUUUUCGUGUGCGUGAGCGGUCACUUGCACAGAACCUGCUGGCUCAUUCCGCUUUCGUCGUCAGACAAAGAAGAGAAUGGUGAAGAGGAGGACAACAGUGACGGCAAUGUGAUCUAG